UCGACACUUUGUCAGCCAAAUAUACCACCUUAACCAGUUCAUCGAUUAAUUUACAAAUCAGCUGUUUAGAUACGUAUUAUUUCUAGGGCAUGGUAUGUAUGUUGUAUGCAGUUUCAGUAGAAUGUUCAAAAUACGUAAAUUAGAAAUGUGAAAAUGACAAAGUUUAGGCCUAAAUGAAUCAAUUUAAUGGAGCAAAGAAAUAAGGAAAAAUAAAAGUUGUGUUUGAGUAAAAGCAGAGAAAAUGGCAGGACUGGACCAGUUUGAAUUUAUAAAACACAUUGGGAAGGGAAGUUAUGGAGAAGUGACACUUCAAAGACAUAAAAAGGAUAGAAAACAGUAUGUGUUGAAAAGAAUAAACUUAAAGAAAGCCUCCAAAAGAGAGCAGCAUUCCGCAGAACAAGAAGCCAAACUUCUAUCAAAACUGAAGCAUCCUAAUAUUGUGACAUAUAAAGACUCGUUUCAAGGAAAAGAUGGUUUCCUUCACAUAGCCAUGCAGUUUUGUGAGGGAGGGGAUUUGUACACAAAACUCAAGGAACAGAAGGGGGUUCCCUUGGAGGAGAGACAGGUGGUGGAAUGGUUUGUACAGAUUGCUAUGGCACUGCAGUACAUGCAUGAAAGAAAUAUUCUUCACAGAGAUCUUAAAACCCAAAAUAUUUUCCUCACUAAGAGCAAAAUAAUUAAAGUAGGAGAUUUGGGAAUUGCGAGAGUGUUGGAUUCAUCUAGUGACAUGGCCACCACUCUGAUCGGAACUCCAUACUACAUGAGUCCAGAACUGUUCUCCAAUAAACCAUACAACCACAAGUCUGAUGUAUGGGCAUUAGGAUGCUGCGUGUAUGAAAUGGCCACUCUAAAACAUGCAUUUAAUGCAAAGGAUAUGAACUCACUGGUGUAUAAAAUUCUAAAAGGAAAGAUGCCUAUGAUGCCAAAACAAUACAGUGCUGAAUUGAUCCAGAUAAUAAAAAACAUGUUACACCAGGAACCAGAGAAGCGUCCCUCUGUUAAUCGUAUACUCAGGGAUCCGUACAUCAAAAAGAAUAUAUCUGUCUUCUUAGAGGAGACCAAAAAGAGCCGUCCAUCUAGUGCUAGUCGUCCCAGCAGUGCUCAGAGACUGAGACCACGAACCGCCCCGUCCAAUCGCCCUCCCGCUCCCCUUCCCUCCAGUGAUGUCUCCAACGUCAAUAACAACUCCGCCGGUAAAAUACGGGUCCAUGUCCCCGAAUCUGAGGGAGGAGACAGCACAGACAGUGCACAAGCUGUACCACAGCCCGCUAUUCUAAGAAGACCAGGUCAUGCCCGCAAACCCUCAGAUGGAGCUAAGCAGGACCUGUUUCCUAUAGUGGAGGAUAAAGUUAUCAGUGAUAACCACCAGAAAAAUCUAGGAUCCUCCACUAGUUCGGAGGAUACUGUGAAAAAUAAUACAGUCAAAGAGAAAUCAGAUUCCCAUUCCCCGACAAGAAAAAGUAAAGAUUCACCUCCAGGGAGAAAUUCCCCCAAAAAGAAAAAGAACAUCCUGAGAAAGGUUAACCGUGACAGUGACACAGACUCACUCCCGAGUGUGAGAUCUGAGCCUAAUCUCAGUGCCAGGUCUGAUUCCAGUUCUUCAAGUUAUGCCAAAAGUGAUGUAUUCAAAAAAGACACACUUGAGCGGAGUGGGGAUUCGGUAUUUUCUGGCCCCAUUGACAGUGAUUCUAUAAGCUCUAGUUGUCCUAAGCCAGUCAGUAACCCUCGCCCCCUACCCACACCCCCAAAGGUCAGUGAGAGUGCGGGGAUCCCGGUCAGGCGACCUAGUUAUGAAGAGAAGUUGGUAGAAAACAAUAAAUCCUCCAGCACCUCCAGCUCUAAGGACGAAUCAUGUGACCUGGAAACUCCCAGGGAACCCAAUCUCUCAGCAAGACAAAGACGAAGGGCCAAAAAUCCAACAGGGUCCUCACUGGAAAGACCCAAUUCGGCCCGCAUUCAUUUAAAGGCCCCAUCUCGUCAUGAGUCACAGAGAGUCACAAAAGCUGAGAAGAGUGAGUACGGACCUAAAAUGUCUAAAUCCAAUUCCAAGAGAGUGAGGCAGCCCUCUAUAAAGGACAGCUCUAGCUCCGAGGAGGAGACCCUCAAAGAAAACGAGGAUUUCAAAAAUGAGAGAGAGAAACAGAGGGAAAAUAAAGAAAUGAACAAUUUCAUUUCUCUGCUGGAUACAACCUUAAAAAUGAACAAAGACGAUGACAAGUCAGAUGAGGAUGAUGAUGAUGUAGAUGAGGGGAAAGGUCAUCGACGAGUCAGCGAGCCCUCAAAACCAUCCCAGUCAGAAAUCCACAAGAGUGCUUCACUGCCAAGCGUGGAAACUCUGUGUAAUGCUGACAGACUGACCACUAGGAUACAAAUUUUACACAGGGAUUGUGUUCGUGGAGUGGGAUUUGAUAUUUUACAUAAAGCAUUUGCAAUCCUCUCUAACAUAGAAGAUGAUGAAUUAGAGCCUCAGUUGGUAGAACUCAUGGGGAAGGACAAGUUUGACCAGUAUGCAGGGAAAAUCUGGCAGCUGAAAUUCUGCAACGAAUGUUUUGAGCAACUCCCUCACCUACGAAGCUAACAGAACUUUGUGGCUUGGAGAGACUUAAUUAUUAAAUACUUGAUCAAAGAGCUAAGUGAACUUAUUAGCUUGAAAGAGACCUAUAAAUACCAGAAGAAAAAGGAAUGAUAAACAGUGUAAUGAAGAGAGGAAGGUUUAGAGCUUUUCACUGCUGGCCUGAUUGUUUAUAAUUAGAUUAAUAUGAUGCAUAUUGUAUAAUAAUUUAUGUUGUUUUGUAUAGAUCUCUCACUGAUUAAGUUGUGUCAUACUAUACUUUAUUUUGCCUCUCAGGUUAAGUAAUAUAUUAAUUUCAAAGCUAUAUACUUCUUUUAUUUUCACAAAACAUAUAACAUUUUUUUCUGAAUUAGUCCAUUUGUCUACCAUGGUAGUAUUAUUAUUUAUUCAAAUGAAAUUUGUAUAAAGAAGAUCUGCUUUAUUAUUAUACAUAUCUGUUCAGAGUGAUUGUUUACAGAGUAGUACAUGACUGUGUGUCUAAGGUUGUGAACUAAUUUUGCUGGUGUGUAUAACAUUUUUAGCUCUACUGGUCAGAGACCAGAAGAGCUAAUGUGAUAGGAAUUGUUUAUCGUCAUUCAACAAUUU
This is a messenger RNA of Saccostrea cuccullata (small rock oyster), 3157 nucleotides long. Its product is annotated as serine/threonine-protein kinase Nek4-like. Bases 242 to 2578 code for a protein of 778 amino acids. The record is from RefSeq and is a predicted model, not a curated record. Gene Ontology annotation, biological process: protein phosphorylation. The transcript is spliced from 18 exons. Lineage: Eukaryota; Metazoa; Mollusca; Bivalvia; Ostreida; Ostreidae. Gene Ontology annotation, molecular function: protein kinase activity; ATP binding.